GUGCGAAAGACAACAAACAACAGUUCUCCAUAGCUCAGACGCAAAGGAACAUUGAAAGAGAAGGAGAAGAGAAAAGAUGCAGAGAGCUAAAGGUUUAAUAAAAGCAAAGCAGUCAUUUCAAAGACUUGGGUUUCUCCCCCAUCAAAGAUGCUUCUCUGCUCAGCCACUCUACGCCCCAUAUGAUGAUUUCCAAGACCAGGUUUUAGUGGAAGGAAGAGCUAAAUCAAGAACAGCCAUUCUCAAUAGACCUUCUGCUCUCAACCCACUUACCAACUCAAUGGCAUCUCGGUUGAAGAAAUUGUAUGAAUCGUGGGAAGAGAACCCCGACAUUGGAUUUGUCUUAUUGAAGGGUAGUGGCAGGGCUUUCUGUUCUGGUGUUGAUGCUGUUUCUCUCUAUCACUCACUUAAUGAAGGGAACGUUGAAGAAUGUAAAAGUUUUUUUGAGACGCUGUAUAAGUUCGUAUACAUACAAGGAACAUAUUUGAAGCCACAUGUGGCAAUCUUGGAUGGUAUAACGAUGGGAUGUGGAGGUGGAAUGUCUCUCCCAGGGAUGUUUCGUUUAGUGACUGAUAAAACUGCUUUUUCUCAUCCAGAGACUCAAUUGGGGUUCCAUCCGGAUGCAGGGGCUUCAUUUUAUCUUUCUCGCCUACCUGGUUACUUAGGGGAAUGCUUAGCACUAACGGGAGAAAAGCUUAAUGGCAUCGAAAUGAUUGCCUGUGGCCUGGCUACCCACUAUUGUUUAAAUGCUCGACUUGCUUGGAUUGAAGAACAUCUGGGUAGCUUGAUGAACGAUGACCCUACUGCCAUCGUGUCUUCUCUUGCACAGUACGGUGACAUUGUUUAUCCAGAUAGGAGCAGUAUUCUUCACAGGAUUGAGACGAUCGAUAAAUGUUUCUGCCAUGACACCGUUGAGGAAAUUAUUGAUUCUCUGGAAACCGAGGCAGGUGGAACCUAUGAUGAUUGGUGCAAGACCAUGCUCGGAAAAAUGAAGGAAGCCUCACCAUUGAGCUUGAAAGUCACUCUACGAUCUAUACGAGAAGGUAGAUUUCAAUCUCUUGAUCAGUGUCUAGCACGAGAAUAUAGGAUGUCCCUUGCUGGGAUCUCCAAACAGGUCUCUAAUGAUUUCUUCGAGGGCGUUCGGGCUCGGUUAGUGGACAAAGAUUUUGCUCCCAAGUGGGAUCCUCCAAGGCUGGAAGAGGUGAGCAAAGACAUGGUGGAGUACUAUUUCACCCCACUUGGGGAAUUAGAGCCCGAAUUGCUUCUGCCAACAGCAUUGAGAGAACCUUUUAUGUGAAACAUUUCUUUCUUGGGAAACUAUGAGAUUUUU
Hibiscus syriacus is the source of this 1327-nucleotide messenger RNA. Its product is annotated as 3-hydroxyisobutyryl-CoA hydrolase-like protein 2, mitochondrial. The record is from RefSeq and is a predicted model, not a curated record. Gene Ontology annotation, biological process: L-valine catabolic process. Lineage: Eukaryota; Viridiplantae; Streptophyta; Magnoliopsida; Malvales; Malvaceae. The transcript is spliced from 14 exons. The coding region runs from base 77 to 1294 and encodes 405 amino acids. Gene Ontology annotation, molecular function: 3-hydroxyisobutyryl-CoA hydrolase activity.